AUGUCAAUGAAUAGUAAUAUAGUUAAACCAUACCUCUUAUUAAAAAACAAAAUUCCAACACAUAACAACCAAUCUGUAAAACAAAAUGUAAUUUCAAGUACCCUUAAAGAACUAAAUGGUUCUCAAACCAAUUCUAAGUCAUCAAGUUAUAGAAGUCUUGCAAAAAAAUAUGGUAUUCCAGAAACUACUUUAAGAUGUGCCAUUAAAAAUGGUGGCCUUUCUGGUCAUCUAGGCCCUGUCAAAGUUUUAACCGAUUAUGAAGAACAGCAACUUGUUGAAAUUUCUUUCAUUCAUCUCAAACAAGCUUAUAGUAAAAGCUGUAAACAGCUUCACUUCAAUAAUAAUGAUGAAUUAGUUACCAAACAUAUAUUUGCUAAGGUUCUUAGUCCAGCUUACAUUAAAACUUACACACCUGUAGCUAUUUCAACAGAACAGUUUGACGUUUCACCAAUGCAACCUUCUACACCAAUUCUGUAUCUGCAACCUUCUACAUCAACUUCUUUACCUUCACAAGCUUUUUCUAACCUAGAUCCAAAUCUUAUCCUUACUUAUACUAAGAAAAGAUCAUUAAAGGCUGAGGUUGAAUUGUUUAAUUUUAGGGUUGAUCAGUUGGAAGCAGAGUUAAAAACGACAAAAGAUGAACUAGAAACUUUUAAAAACCCUGGCAUUUACCUAUUAUGUUUAGUGCUUAAGUAUCCUCUUCCUCAUACUCUACAAGCAGUUGAAGAUCCAGAUCAAGCCGUGAACCAACCUGAAGCAA
Messenger RNA from Cetraspora pellucida, 760 nucleotides. Lineage: Eukaryota; Fungi; Glomeromycota; Glomeromycetes; Diversisporales; Gigasporaceae. The record is from the annotation of a GenBank genome assembly.